Capronia coronata CBS 617.96 is the source of this 1656-nucleotide messenger RNA. RefSeq lists its product as uncharacterized. Gene Ontology annotation, cellular component: endoplasmic reticulum; membrane. The transcript is spliced from 4 exons. Bases 1 to 1656 code for a protein of 551 amino acids. The record is from RefSeq and is a predicted model, not a curated record. Gene Ontology annotation, molecular function: long-chain fatty acid-CoA ligase activity. NCBI's taxonomy places the organism in Eukaryota, Fungi, Ascomycota, Eurotiomycetes, Chaetothyriales, Herpotrichiellaceae.
AUGUCGGCGGAGAACACGGCGGAGAGAAUCGACGCGGCAAUAGCGGAGUUCUUCUCGUCAUGGGAUAUCUUCACCACAAUCCUUGUCAUCGUUCUGGCCGCGGUGCUGAUCUAUCCUCUGCUCACUGGUCGAGAUCCAGACACCCAUCCAUUCCUGCUGGCGCGACAAGCACAGAUCGCCCGGGUCCGACAGCCAGGGCAGUCAGCCGUGUACCGAUCCAUCGAUAUUCCUCAUGGGUUCCCUCUGCGGGCCGGACUGGGCGUCAAGGACCCCGGGGCGCCAAGAUGGACUGCCGGCCGUCCAGGGGACCUCCGUGAUAUCUGGAGAGCGGCAGUCCGCGGCCCCGUGAAGGAUGACGGCACGCCAACGGGAGACCAAGGCAAGAUAUUGACCAUUCUGGGACGAGAGAAAGUCGUCGAACAUGCACUGGACGACCUGACCUUGGGGAUCAAUGUCAUCGGCCAGUAUGUGAAGCGCAACAAUGGCCAGUCUGUGGCUGUAUGCUUGUCCAACUCGGUGGAACUGUUGUCCGCCAUCUUCGCCGGCUCGUUCUACGGCUUUUCGACAACUCUGAUCCCAUAUGGCCUUCCGCAGGACAAGCUGAACUCCCUGCUGUCCAAGACCUCGGCCGACCAUGUCAUUGCCGAAGCGGGUGUCCUGGAUCUCGACGCGAUGCAAUCAACCAGCCAAUCCAUCAAGAACGUCAUCUGGGUGACCAAGCCAUCGAGCGAGCACAUGCAAUGGUCGGCCAACGCGCCCAGCGGGCUCAGCCUGGCAUCGUGGCACGACUUGGUCCAGAAGAACCACCGCAGCGCGAAUUCCGAAGUCCUGCCUCUUGACAAAGAUUCGCAGGUGCCGCCAGUGUCCAUCUUCUGCCCGGCUGCCAACGGAGGCUAUGACCUGGUCAAAUAUUCCUCAGAAAACUUGAUAUCCGGCAUCGCCGCCCUGCAAGCCACACUCGCACGAGCAUACAAGCUCUCUUCGAGCGACAUUCUACACCCCACGACAAGCCUGACGGACAGCUACACGCUAUGCUGGACGCUUGCAGCUCUGAACUCGAACGCCUCGGUCUCCCUGAACUCCGUGGCAGGCGAUAACGUCGACCUCCUCCAAGCCACGGCACUGAGCAGACCAACAGUGGUCAUCGCCUCGCCAUCGACUGUCCAAGCAUACCUCAAGCACCCGGACACAACCCUACCAUCAGGUCUGUCGAAGCACAUGUCCAAACGCACCCUCCGGGCCGGCACCAUGCCUGCUAAGAGCGCGGUAACUUUAUCUUCGUCUCUGGCCAGGCUGCGUGUCCUGCUCAUCCCGCAGUCGACGACUCUGCCGGCCAAUACGCGCCUGUCUUCGGCGACACUGCAUACACUGCGCACCCAUCUGCAAUGCCGUAUCGGCUAUGCGCUGACCACGCCGCUCGUUGCAGGAGCAGUCGCGCAGACGAAUAUUUUGGAUUACCGCGACAAGGGGGACAAUGUGUGCGUUGGGGCUCCGUUGAGUUCGGUCGAAAUCAGUCUUUCGGGAGACGAGAGUGCGAUGGACUCGCACACGCCUCGAGGAAAGAUCACAAUCAAAGGUCCCGCCGUAGUAGGAGGAACCACGACACUCGAUAUCGAAGGCCAGAUCGACCACGACCAUACUCUGCUCCUGCAUUAA